Molecule: messenger RNA, 932 nt
Organism: Oncorhynchus mykiss (rainbow trout)
Lineage: Eukaryota; Metazoa; Chordata; Actinopteri; Salmoniformes; Salmonidae
Source: RefSeq, a predicted model, not a curated record
UCUCCCUGACAUGGCGGCCCCCCAGACCCCCACCCUGCAGCGCUCCAGUGGGAGUGUGAGCAUGGUGGAUGAGGGAGGGGCAGAGGGGGAGGUUAAACUCAGGAACUCCAAGAGGAGAAGGAAAAGGAGCAGCAUGAUCUUCAUCCCAGAGGAGAGAGACAGGACCAACACUCUGGACAGCAAAUGGCUGUCCAAGAAGCAGGAGUUCCGCAGUGACACCAACCUGUCUGAACCUGGCUCUCAAGAAAAUGUCUUUCUCACCAACGCCAACUCCAGAUCUCUGCCUGCUAUUACAGGCCAGUCUCUGUCUGUGGCCAAUGGUAGUGAGGAGGCGGAGUCAUCCCGGUUCAGAAGGGACAGUAAGAGUAUGUCUGUGUGUCUUCCUGGAGACCGCACUGCUGACAGACGCUCCAAAGGGGUCAUCAACCUGCUCUUCGGGACCAAGAGCAACAAGUCUGAGCAACAGAGCAACAAGUUGUCUACUGAUCCAAGCAACAGGAAAGCCAGUCAAUUCUAACAGCCAUCCAUCACACAUGAUGUACCCUCAGUGCCUUUUAACCUGCUCUGCUUUGAAUUCCAGUUACCACCAGGGGCUAUUGCCUUGCUGAAAACUCCUCUUUGGAAAUAGCUAUCUGAUCUUUUCUUUUUUUUUAUCAGGUUUUAAAGACUUGUUUGCGCUCACACAGGCACAUAGGCACACACACACACACAAUGAGAGAGAGGUGGAGAGAGAGAGACUGACAGAUUCUCUGAAGAAAUUCAUGCUUUUUAAACUUCUGCUCUCAUAUAUUUUAUAAUCAUGGGUGGCUCUUGGGUGGCGCGACAGUUUGAUUGUGUGGGCUGUGCUGCAGUUUGUUUUCAGCGUGUGUAGUUUAUAAAGUAUUGAACUCAAUCAUCGGUGUAAUCGCUCUAGGUCGUGGUUGUUUUCGUUU